UUACUCUCGCUCUCUCUCAAACUUAACAUUUAUAUAUAGUGCGGUGCCGGGCAGAGGAGAGGUCUCGGAAACAUGAUGGAAGCACGCAGUUUUCGGAUAUUUUGCGGAGUUGUAACUAUUCUCGGGACUUUAAUGGUUCAGGUUCAGUGUAAUCAGGAGUCACAUCUGAUCAAACACUUGUUCAAAAACUACAACAAGAAUAUCCGCCCUGUGAUCAAUCCUGAAGAAAAGGUGGAGGUUAUGAUCAAGCUGACCCUCACUAACCUGAUCUCUCUGAAUGAAAAGGAGGAGACUCUCACGACAAAUGUGUGGGUUGAGAUUCAAUGGAGUGAUUUUCGUCUCUCCUGGAACACAUCUGAACAUCAUGGCAUUGAUAUGCUUCGUAUCCCAUACAACUAUGUUUGGCUUCCUGACAUCGUUCUUGAGAACAACAUUGAUGGCAAAUUUGAUGUUGCCUACUAUGCCAAUGUUUUGAUCAAUAAUGAGGGUUGGAUGUAUUGGCUGCCUCCUGCCAUCUACCGCAGCACUUGUUCCAUUGAGAUUACCUACUUUCCGUUUGAUUUCCAGAACUGUACACUAGCAUUCAGAUCCCAGACGUACAGUGCCAAUGAAUUGAACCUGAUCUUAGCUGUUGGUGAAACAGGCGAAAAAAUUGAGUGGGUGGACAUCGACCCUGAGGCUUUCACAGAAAAUGGCGAGUGGGCCAUCGUCCAUCGCCCAGCCCGGAAGAAAAUCAACUUGCGGUAUUCCCCAGAUGACCUGGAGUAUCAGGAGAUCUUGUUCAAUAUAAUCAUUCAAAGGAAGCCCCUUUUCUACGUCAUCAAUAUCAUCCUGCCAUGCUCCCUCAUCUCCUCACUGGUCGUGUUGGCCUACUUCCUACCGGCACAGGCUGGGGGACAAAAGUUGACUGUGUCCAUCUCUGUCUUGCUGGCUCAGACUGUCUUCCUCUUUCUUAUUGCUCAGAAGAUCCCAGAGACAUCCAAGUCUACUCCUCUCAUUGGCAAGUAUCUUAUCUUUGUCAUGUCUGUCACUACUCUCAUUGCCACAAAUCAAAUUGUGGUGCUGAACUUUUCACUGCGAAGCCCAAGCACUCAUACAAUGUCCUACACCAUCAAGCAUGUUUUCCUGGAGAUGGUACCUCGCUUUCUUGGCAUGUCCCCUCUGGUGGAUGACAGUGAAGUAACAACAGAGAUGAAUGGGGUGAGGGAGCGGCGGCGUAGCUCCUUUGGCCUCAUGCAGAGAGCAGAGGAAUAUGUUCUGAAACAACCUCGCAGUGAAAUGAUGUUUGACAAACAAAAAGAGAGACAUAGUCUCAAGGGAUCAAAUGUGGAUAACAUAGAUGUCAGCAGCACUGCCAACCUCUAUAAGAGUUUGGCGCAAAAUGCACCUGAGAUCAAGCAGUGUGUGGAUGCCUGCAACUUUAUUGCUGACAGCACAAGACAACAAAAUGAUAUUGGAUCUGAAAUUGAAAGCUGGGUACUGAUCGGGAAGAUGAUCGACAAGGUGUGUUUCUGGGCUGCCAUGCUCCUCUUCAUCUUCGGCACGGUGUGGAUCUUCUUAACGGGACACUUCAACGUGGCGCCUGAAUUUCCAUUUCCUGGAGACAACAGAAAAUACGUCCCAAGUUAAAAAAACCCCGAACACAACCACUUACUUUCAUUUUACCCUUACAAGAGACGCUGCGCCCCAGUUACAGAUUCAGCAGCGGAGGGAUUUAAUUUAAACUUGCAACUUAGUUCUUAGUCAUUCAUUUAAGAUCUUUGGCUGCUUAUAUUUUUAAUGGCUGAAUGGGGUUUAUGGUUAUCUAUCCCUAACCAUACCAAAUAUAAGUACGUGUGGGGUAUAAUGUGACCGUGACUUCAGGUCAAUGGGCUGAUUUAUCACCACGCUGAGGUUUUCAGAACUUUUCAGAACUAUUGUGCACUUAAGUUUUGAAUGCUGCCAUCAGCACUGUACUGAAUAUAUAAAUAGAUAUAUAGAUAGCUCUUUGAUGGACCUUUUAAACAUGUGAUGUGAUUUAGUUGCCAAUCCUCCAGUGGCUGAUGAAAAGCUUUCAUGUAUCAGACUGUAAAACAUAUACGCUGCAGACUGGAAAUGUUUUCCUGCAUGUACAAUGUCUUAUACGAGAAGCCUGUGCAUGUAACCUGAGCCAGCCGACUCUGAACUGAAGCCAUAAUCUUGGUACCAUGACUUAUUUAUUAGAACUUUUUGUUUGGGGUAGAUGACUCAGGGGUGUAUUGUCCAAAAUUAAUUGUGCCAUGUUUUAUAAAUAAAUAUUCAAUUUUAUUCAUCAACUUCUUUUUUGUUACGCAUAUACAUAAUAUAUAAAAAUGGCUGUGACUCAAUGGUUAAAUAUACUUCCUUUGUGUCUGCUGGUUAUUAUCAGUGUUUGUCAUUUUGCUGAGACACUAAAGUAUAGAAGUGUAAAUGUAUUUCGACAGGUGUUUUCAGGAGCAUUCAGAAACAAACAAAGAGCAGAAAUGUUAUAAUGUUUAGUUAUAACUAAUAAUGUCCUGAUAAAAAUGCAAGUCUCCUAUCCAUUUUGUUUUAUCAGUUACAUUUUGAACUUUUCAAUUUCAUGAUUUUUGUUCUCCUCAUGUGCAGCUGUGUUUGAUUUACGCUUUGGUUUUGUUCACGGGGGAAGAAAAGGCAACAAUGGUGUAUAAGUUUAGAUUUGUCAUCAUGUUAUAUAACUUUAUGUUUUAGUUUAGGCAAUGGUAACAUAUAAGUGUCAUAUACCACACAGUUGAGUCACUGAGAAUUUGUAUUUAUCCUUAAGAUCAUCAUUUUUGGUCAGUGAUGUGCUCUUGUGAAUUAUGUUAAAUCCCUACUUGUUCUUUUGGUAGUGUGGUUUAACACCGCCAUGUGGUCUGAGGUUGUACUACAACAAGGUUCCUCAAACUUAAUGGAUGGUCUAAUGGUCAAAUCAAAGAGGGGGCUUUAACUUUCAGCAUGUUGUUCAGUUGUAGCUUGCAAUAGACCUUUUACACUGGACUUAUAUCUGAUUAGAAACUUUUUCACAGUCAAACUUUUCCUCUCAGAAAUAAGUUGGUUCAUCCAAAGAGCCCUGUGUUUUGUGCAAUACUUCUUAUCAAGGUUACAGGCCAACAAGGUCAUUAAGAGGAAGAGAAAAACAAAGUAAGAAAUCCCAGGAGGGGAACAAAUGGAAGACCAUUCCUUUUGAGUCUUAUGUGUAGGACGGACAUUGGUAAGUAAAUAUAAACAGCAAGGUGUGACAAUAACAGAAACGAAUGGUCUGGAGGAUUAGCCUAAAGUAUCAAAUGACAGUUAUCAUUA
Labrus mixtus (cuckoo wrasse) is the source of this 3297-nucleotide messenger RNA. It is a transcript of the gene chrne, whose product is annotated as cholinergic receptor, nicotinic, epsilon. Bases 73 to 1629 code for a protein of 518 amino acids. The record is from RefSeq and is a predicted model, not a curated record. Gene Ontology annotation, biological process: monoatomic ion transmembrane transport; signal transduction; nervous system process. NCBI's taxonomy places the organism in Eukaryota, Metazoa, Chordata, Actinopteri, Labriformes, Labridae. The transcript has 12 exons. Gene Ontology annotation, molecular function: transmembrane signaling receptor activity; acetylcholine-gated monoatomic cation-selective channel activity. Gene Ontology annotation, cellular component: synapse; neuron projection; postsynaptic membrane.